Messenger RNA from Neodiprion fabricii, 1129 nucleotides. RefSeq names its product electron transfer flavoprotein beta subunit lysine methyltransferase-like. Bases 210 to 1094 code for a protein of 294 amino acids. Gene Ontology annotation, cellular component: mitochondrial matrix. Gene Ontology annotation, biological process: peptidyl-lysine trimethylation. Gene Ontology annotation, molecular function: protein-lysine N-methyltransferase activity. Lineage: Eukaryota; Metazoa; Arthropoda; Insecta; Hymenoptera; Diprionidae. The transcript has 4 exons. The record is from RefSeq and is a predicted model, not a curated record.
UUCUUCCGUUCCUCCGUUAUCCGUGUUGCCGACGAUUGCGUCGCACUCUCGUUUGUGGGCUAUUUGGAGGCGUAUACAUACACGGGGCGAGACUCGAUCGCACACCACUUGGCAACCACUUGAGACUCCUCGGAAUCGUACAAGUUUCCCGGGCUCGGAAUCGCGCUUUAGUGUGAGUCCUCUGAAAGAUACCGGCACGUGUGAGUGCGAUGUGGGCGACGCUUAUCGUGAAGCGCGUAACUUCUUUUCGGCGAACUGCGGAUCGAGGAAAAUCAACAGUAGCCGAAUACUCGACGUCUCUUGGAAGCAAGCAUACCGCGCAAAAAUCAGAACUUCCCAACAAUCGGAUGUUGCAGCAGACGAUCAUCGGAAGCACGGAAAUAUCGCGGGCUCAUCUCACUCCGGAGAUACGGCUGCAUCUUUUGACCCCUAAUUGCCCUUUGUACCAUGCCCCAGUGCCUUCAACAGCUAAUGGAAACACGACGUUCGUAGAACCAUUCUGGAGCAUAUUCUGGCCCGGUGGACAGGCUUUAGCCAGAUUCGUCCUAGACCGUGGCGAUGAACUCCUGAAAGACAAGUCUGUCGUCUUGGACCUGGGGGCCGGUUGCGGGGCAGUUGCUAUAGCUGCGAAACUCCGAGGAGCUCGUCUCGUUAUCGCGAACGAUAUUGACCCAGUUGCGUGCGUGGCAAUCGGCAUGAACGCUACCCUGAACGACGUGCGAGUAAGAACAUCCGGUGAAAAUUUAUUAGCAAAGCCGUUCGGAACGGACCAGACAGCCGACGAACGUUUCGACGUCAUCUUCGUCGGAGAUUUGCUCUACGACGAGGAGAUCGCUACGGUCCUGGAAACCUGGCUCGACGAGGCUCUCCGUCAGGGCACGAGUGUUUUUCUCGGCGAUCCGGGAAGGCACGGUCUCACCGAUAAACUUCGCAGAAAAUUGAGAAAGCUGGCGACUUACGAACUGCCAGAUAACGUUCGUCGAGAAAACUACGGGUUCGAUACAGCCACGGAUUGGAUCUAUCGCACUAGUUUGGGAUCAGCUUACCCUUUGCAGAUCUUUGCGGUGCUUGAACCUCACAGUAGUUUCCGGUGAAACCAUCUGCGCAGUGGCAUCGUAUCGCCUCAGCC